Messenger RNA from Chrysochloris asiatica (Cape golden mole), 765 nucleotides. It is a transcript of the gene SRD5A2, whose product is annotated as steroid-5-alpha-reductase, alpha polypeptide 2 (3-oxo-5 alpha-steroid delta 4-dehydrogenase alpha 2). The transcript has 5 exons. NCBI's taxonomy places the organism in Eukaryota, Metazoa, Chordata, Mammalia, Afrosoricida, Chrysochloridae. The record is from RefSeq and is a predicted model, not a curated record. Bases 1 to 765 code for a protein of 254 amino acids. Gene Ontology annotation, molecular function: 3-oxo-5-alpha-steroid 4-dehydrogenase activity. Gene Ontology annotation, cellular component: membrane. Gene Ontology annotation, biological process: steroid biosynthetic process.
AUGUCUGUUGAGUGCCAUCAGAGCUUGGUGCUGGCAGGCAGUGCCUAUUUGGCCGCCCUGGGGGCACUGGUCCUGUACUUCAGGAAGCCAGCGGGUUAUGGGAAGCAUUUGGAGAAUCGGAUGCCGGUGGGUAUCUGCCUGCCAGCCCGCGCUGCCUGGUUCCUGCAGGAGCUGCCCUCCUUCGUGGUGCCCGCGGGAAUCCUCGCCCUGCAGUCCUACUCUCUCUUCCGCACUCCUGAGCUUGUGCUCCUGGGCCUCUUCUGCGCACAUUACUUCCACAGGACAUUCAUUUACUCAUUGCUCACUAGAGGGAGGCCUUUGCCACUUGUAUUCCUUUUCAAAGGCUUUAUUUUCUGCUUUGGAAAUGGAUUCCUACAAGGCUACUAUCUGAUUUACUGUGGGGAAUACUCCUAUAAGUGGUACACAGAUUUGCGAUUUAGCUUGGGUAUUGUCUUAUUUAUUUUGGGCAUGACAAUCAAUAUUCAUAGUGAUUGUAUAUUGCGCCAGCUCAGGAAGCCUGGAGAAACCACCUAUAGGAUUCCACAAGGUGGAUUGUUUACAUAUGUCUCUGGAGCCAAUUACCUUGGUGAGAUCAUUGAAUGGUUUGGCUAUGCCCUGGCUACGUGGUCCCUUCCAGGACUGGCAUUUGCAUUUUUCUCACUCUCCUUCCUUGGACUACAAGCUGUUCACCAUCACAGGUUCUACCUCAAGAUUUUUAAGGACUACCCCAAAUCUAGGAAAGCUCUUAUCCCAUUUAUCUUUUAA